GCGAGGGCGGGACUUCCGACGGCGCAGGUUGGACAUAAAGUGACAGACUUCACCUCCUUUAAAUUGGAAGAAAAACCGAAGAACGACGCGUUACAAGUUUUAAAAAAAUUGUAAUGAUUUUCAGACAUGGACGACAUAAACCUCCAUUAUCGCUUUCUGAACUGGAGGAGGCGAAUCCGGGAAAUUCGUGAGGUGCGAGCAGUGAGAUACAGGGAGCGGCUCAAAAGGAUGCUGAGAGAUGGAGACAUACUCAGGUAUCAUGGGAAUUCAGAUGAAGUUGGCUGUUUUGUGGCGGCCAAGCCGUUGUCGAGAAGAAGUCGCUAUUUUGAAGUGACCAUCAUCGAUACAGGAGUGAGGGGGAUGAUCGCUGUUGGUUUGGUGCCUCAACUCUACAAACUGGACCAUCAGCCGGGCUGGCUCCCACAUUCUGUGGCUUUUCAUGCCGAUGAUGGCAAGCUGUAUAAUGGCAACACUGUGGGGCAGCAGUUUGGUCCAAAAUGCUGCAGAGGUGACAGAAUCGGCUGUGGAAUAUCCCUGGACUCCGAUGAUGGACAAUUGACAGUGUUUUUUACCAAGAAUGGUAAAGAAGUCGGCAGUGUGGAAUUCCCAGCAUCUCCUGAAGCUCUCUACCCUGCUGUGGGAAUGCACUCUUUGGGGGAGGAAGUUCUGCUGGACCUGAACGCUGAGUGGGGGAUGGAGGAGGAUGAUGGACAGAUGAUUGUGGACAGUCAUGAAGAGGAUUGGGGCCGUCUCCAUGACGUCAAGGUGACCGGCACGCUGCUGGAGUACGUGGGGAAAGGGAAGAGCAUCGUGGACGUGGGCUUGGCUCAGGCCCGUCGGCCUCUCAACACACGCUUCCACUACUACGAACUGGAGAUUACAGAUGCUGGGGAGAAGUGUUACAUCGCCCUGGGACUGGCGCGCAGGGACUACCCUAAAAACAGACAUCCAGGUUGGAGCAGAGGGUCCAUAGCUUAUCAUGCAGAUGAUGGAAAGUUGUUCCAGGGCAGCGGGGUCGGGGAUGCGUUUGGACCACGCUGCUUUGAAGGGGACAUUAUGGGCUGUGGGAUCAUGUUUCCGCGUGACUUCAACCCUGAUGGUGGAGAUGACGUUGAUGACUGGGAGCUUGACGUGUUUCCUAAGCCCAGCGAGGUUCAGAAUGACUUGUAUGCAAACAAUGAGGAUGAGGAUGAGGAUGAGGGAGAGGAUUUAGAGGGGAAAAAGGUCAUGGUGUUCUUCACCCGAAACGGAAAGGUGGUGGGCCGGAGAGAAGUGGCCUUACCGGUAGGCGGCUUCUACCCCACUAUUGGCAUGAUGAGUACCGGGGAGAGGGUCAGAGUGGACCUGCACCCCCUCAGCGGCUAAGCAGAGCGGAGGAAAUGAAAACUGAGUGGUGAAAUCAGAGCGAGGACGAAUGAUUGAGCUCCGGUACAUUUUGGAGAUUGGACAAUAAAUGAUACCUCCACAUCAACAGGCUCCAAGAUGUUACCUGACAAGUCACUUAAGUGUAGGAGGUUACUGUCGCUCCCUCCUGCUGUAAGAAAAUUUAACAUGCUGGCAGAAAACUUUUAUCAAAAAUUAUUAAAGUAAUGUAUGUUAAUAUUGCACGUGUGCCUAAAAAACGCUUUAUAACGAAAUGGUUUUAUACUGUAAGAAGUUGUUUAACCAGUCCGAGGUUUUAAAGGGUAAAACCCUAUUUCUGAGAACUUAAUGACACUCUGUAAAGUUAAUAAAAUGCCAAAAAAAAAGGGUCUCAAUAGUAUAAUGAAUGUAAAAAUACGAAUAGAGCAGGCCCCAGCUAACAAAUGGACCCCAGUUGUCCUCAUAAGAGGAACAUUAUCAGCAACAAUAUUCGUCAGCAGAUAAAAUAAAUAGCGCCACUCUCAGAGCCUGCAGCCAUACUGUGCUUACUACCAGGGGUCUGCUGUACUUCUUCGUACUGAUGGCGUAUUACUGACACUCAGUGGUGAGAGUGAUAAGUCUGGAAAAAUCAAGCUCAGAAAGUCUUCCGAAGAAACAGUAGUGCACUGAAUGAACAGUGAGUUUACUCUCCGUGAAACUAGCUGCUUUAUCGCCACGGUUCAGGACGAACGCAGGUGCUUGUUCUGACAUGGAGUCAUUCAAUAGGGUUAUCACUGCAUAUGUAGUAGCAAACGUGCAAGCCACAUGCAUUGGGAAUUAGGGGAUAAUUAAGUGUAAUAACAGUUUGUGGAAAUUAAACCCAAACCAUCAUGAUGCCCUUUAAUCGUUCUAUCGGAAUAAGCAGUUUUAAAAAGCAAAAUUCCAACUCAAAGUUGGUUUGACGAUUUUUUUUUAAAUCAGGUAUAAUUUUGGCAUAAUUAUUAUAGAGGAUGUUCUGUAAUUAAAAUAUGUACAGGCAAUAUUUUUGAUAAACAUCUGCAUCUGAAAGAUGUUACAGCAACACCAAAACCAUGUCAAACAAACAUCCCUAAACUGAUGUAGACCAGCUAUUACUGAGGGGUUAUUUUUUUUGUUUUUUGUUUUUUUUGGCCUCUUGUAAUUUGCUCUGCAUGUUUUUUCCACUACAGAGAUGUUUGGUGUCCACGUGUAACUAAUGCUUUAGAUGUUUACUCUGAUUAUGUAUCUUAUCAUUGGCCGUACACACAAACAAACAAACAAAAAAUAGCUCAUCUCCAGAUAAUGAAAGUGAUGUCAAAGUAUUGGUUUCCUUUUCUUCUUUAUGAGAAAUCAGAGCUUAGAUGUCUUUGAGAAAUUGGAACAUUCUGACAAACUGAACAUUACAGAAAAAGACACUGUGGACGUCAGUAUGGUAUUGAAUGUAUUUUCUGUGGAUCAUUAAGGUAUUUUGCAUGAAAUGGAUACCAACUGUCUCAAAAGGGAAAAUCAUGAAAAACAAUUUUCUUGAGUAUCAAACCCUGUCAGGACAAGAACAAUCAGUGACUACACAUGGUUUAGUCUUAAACUUCUGGGUAGUUCAACAUUUUGAAUAUUUUAGUAAAGGUCUGAAUGUUGAAAAUUAAGCCAUAACUAAGACUUGCUGCUCUCAGGUAUUUUGAAAAUCAAGAUCAAGUUAUCUUUUCUAAGAUCAUUUUUGAGAUUUUGCUGUACGUUGAUUUCAGCCAUUGUUUGCCACGAGCUGUUAUUUACCUGUAAUGCUUUUUAAAAAUAUUUUUGUUUGUUUGGUUGGCUGCAAACCCGGUUAUUGUUUUUACUAAAGAAUCCAUCUUUUUAAAAUUGAAGAAAAACUACAAGACUAACAGUUUCCCCCACACAAUUUUGUGUCAAUGGCAAAGUUAAAUGGGAAAAAGAUUGCUUUUUUUUUUCGUGACACCAGAUUUUACACACCUAUGUUUUAGCUAAAUUUGAGGGAUAGAGGUGCUGCCUUGGCAUCGAUUCAUACUACACUUACAACAGGUUUCUCUGCAGAUCACUGUUUGUUGCAAGUUCACACAAAAAUAACAAUAGGCAAACGCUGUGGAGAGCUGCAACAUGUUAAAUGGUUUCAGUGUCUACCUGUAAUACUGUUUGUUACUGUUUCUUUUUUAUAAUCUGCCAGAAACGGUUACCUUUGUGCACUUCAUUACUAUCAGAUACUAAGUACACUUUACGAUAGAAUACUGACUGGUCGAACUUCAGAAGACUAAAACAACCAGACCUAAUUAGCAAAUUACCUGUUAGAAGAGUUCAAGUCUGGACCCUUUAUUAAAUACUACACCUGGUAAAUGUUAAACCUAAAUGAGGUUUGGGUAACUGCAUUUAUUCUGAAAACCUCAUUGUAUAAGUGUCACAUGUCUGCAGGCUGUGCAGGUCACUGAAAAGAUCUAAGAACAUCUUAUUGGAUCCAUAUUGGACCCCAGUGCUUGCUGGACUACUCAUUUGAGUAAGGAUGUAUUGCGUCCAUGAAAUGUCCCCCUGCGCAGCAAAAAGGGUGUAAUCAUACUUGGGUUUUUCCACUUUUCAUGAUCAUCAUCCGGUUUUGGUGAUCACACUGUGUGUUAAUCAUCAUCUUAGCUCACAGGAGCUAAAAAAGGUCUUCCGCUACCGUGGCCUUUCUGCAACACGCUGCUCAUAUUUAGCCCUUCUUGGCAACUUUUGUGGAAUUAUUCAUGAAUAUAGUUUAACGUGAUGAGGGUAUCUUUCAGUCUCCAAAUUCUACCCAUGAAUACACCCUGUCUUCUAUGUUUUUGUAUAAUCUUGACUUUUCUGUCAUCAAUUCUGUCUCUUUCCGCUUAAAGCAAUCAGAUAAAAAUACCAAAAACAAUUAAAACGAAUAUUCCCAUUCAAUGCACUGCUGACUCUACUUUCAUCCUUUUUUGUUGUUUUUUCAAGUUUAAUAUGAAUAUCAUUUUGGCAUUUCUGAUUACUUGAAAUGUAAAUUAGAUUAUCUGAGAUGUUUUUGUCUAUUUAUUAAGCAGUUAAAGUUUAAAACCUUGAUAAUCCGUGAUAGCUGUUCAGAGAUGCAUGUAAUUUAUGGCAUAAUUUGGACUUAUUGAUUGUACUGUCACUUUGUGUCAACAUCUUGGGUAUUUGAAAAAUAUUAAAAUACAUACCAUCUUAACAACAGAAGUACUUGCUGAUUUAACAGUAAGCACUGCAUAAUUUUAACAGGAGAACAAUUCAUGGUGUCUU
Messenger RNA from Xiphias gladius (swordfish), 4611 nucleotides. RefSeq names its product SPRY domain-containing protein 3-like. The record is from RefSeq and is a predicted model, not a curated record. Gene Ontology annotation, molecular function: protein binding. The coding region runs from base 127 to 1365 and encodes 412 amino acids. The transcript has 11 exons. NCBI's taxonomy places the organism in Eukaryota, Metazoa, Chordata, Actinopteri, Istiophoriformes, Xiphiidae.